Messenger RNA from Acipenser ruthenus (sterlet), 1452 nucleotides. RefSeq lists its product as uncharacterized. The record is from RefSeq and is a predicted model, not a curated record. Lineage: Eukaryota; Metazoa; Chordata; Actinopteri; Acipenseriformes; Acipenseridae. The transcript is spliced from 11 exons. The coding region runs from base 135 to 1247 and encodes 370 amino acids.
UACUUUCAAAUGUCAUUGCCCAGUUCUCCAGCAGGGGGCAGAAACUACUGCGUGGAAGCACACGUCAGUCGUUGCCAUGGUAAACCAACACACGCGUGCAGAGGGGAAAGCUUAGCGUUAUGGAAAUUUAAAUAAUGGCUUCUGCAGCCCCCAACAAACUUGCAGAGUCCCUACAUGCGAAUUUCAAUACAGCGGAUUACCGCAAGUGGGAGCGCCAGGACAGGAAAGAUAAAGCGGUGAAGAAACACACAGGGCAGAAGUCCUCUCUCCCCCCAGUACAGCAGCACGGCUCCACACCUCUUUCUGCCGACACCGUCUCUACAGCGACUGCCUCCGUAUCGGGUAAAUCCAGUCCCACAACAACCAGAACACGUGUCGGGUCACCUUUGUGUAAGAAAAAGAAGAAAAAAACUGUUAGGAGCGACCCCAGUGGUCUUCACACAGAGGAGAGCUACGGAGUGCUCCAGGUGCGGAUUAAGUCAAAGAAGCAAGCGAUUGCAGAGUAUGAGGCCCACUGUGCAGCGCUGCAGGAAGCCAACAUGAGGCUGGCGGGGGAGUUAGACACCAAGGAUGGGAAUGCUGUGGUAAAUGCCAGAGAGUUCCUGGUUCAGCAUGAAAGACUUGGGAGCUACAUUUCAGCUUUCAGUGAGUGGAGUAGCAGACAGAUUAAGGAAAAAAGAGCUGACCUUGAGGAUAAAGAGAGCAUGGCACAGAAAGAUUGUGAUGUGCUUGCAGAGCAACUGAAAGGAAUGAUGUCUAAAGUGAGGACAGCCCAUGGAGAUCUCUACACUCUGAAGACCUACAAGGACAAGAAGUAUCCUGUGAAAUCCCUGAGGAUCGCGGAGAUACAGCAAGAAAUAAAUAAACUAAAGGAGACCCAUGAGGAUGAAAAGGAAGACAUCGAAAUGCUGGCGCAGAGUGAAAGGGACAAGCUAGAGAAACUGAUCAAGAACAAAAGCGAUUGUAUUUUGUCAGGGAUUGCAGAGGAUAAGAUGAGUUAUGUUCCGGCUGCUAUUAAAGAGAUGGCCUUUCACAAUACCGUGAUGAAGAAAGAAAUUGAAAUUCACAGACGAGUGGCCAAAGAACUGGAAGAAAAAAAUCUUGAACUGGAAGAAAAUAUUACGCACCUCCUGCAAAACAGAAAAGACGUCAGGAUGGAAAUUUUCAAUAUACUGCCAAAAUCAAAAUGUACUCCAGAUAUGGAUGUGAUCCUUAAUCUCCCGAGAGAGGAGUGGCUUCCGAUCUAGCUGCGCAGUGAAGAGGAGGUGUCUGUAGACAGUUGUCUGUAUAUUUCAGGGUAAACACCAGACUGUAAAAUGGUGUAUAUACUGUAACAUUAUCUUUUUCUCACUGUACUGUAGAACUCAGAUUCAGUUCAGACAUCAGCCAAUUAAAUAUAUCAAACAGAACUUCAUAUAAAAAAACAAAAAAAACAAAACCAACAGCAGCUGC